AUGACAUCGUGGAAAUUUCAAGCGAUACACCGUAACGAUGCGGACUACGAAAAGGCGAGGCGUGCGUCCGUGUGGAAUGGACGUGUGCCUGACCGAUAUCCGGCGGUGAUCGUCUACCCAGAAACCGAGAAAGAUGUUCAAGCAAUCGUUUUGUACGCGAAAGAAAAGGGUAUGUCGAUCGGAACUAAGUCUGGUGGUCAUUCCUGGACGGCCUCUUUUCUGCGCGACGGUGGUAUUAUGGUCGAUAUGAUCCGCAUGAACAAGUUUAGUUUCGAUGUGAAGUCCCUGACGGCGGAAGCCCAACCGGCUGCUUAUGGCUCUGACCUCAACGCCGCUUUGGGGGAGCAUGAUCUCAUGUUCCCUGGAGGCCACUGUCCGACUGUGGGGCUGGGGGGUUUCCUUCUCCAAGGCGGUUUUGGAUGGAACUCUCGAAAAUGGGGACUUGCAUGUGAGAACGUAUUGGCAGUCGACGUGGUGGACGCCGACGGUAAUUUGAUACAUGCUAGUGCCACGGAAAACCCAGACUUCUACUGGGCUGCUCGAGGCGCUGGGUGUGGAUAUUUCGGUCUUGUGACCCGUUUCUACUUGAAGUUGUACCCUCUGCCAAAGGGUAUUAUGACUGCGCGUUAUGUCUUCGAACGGGAUGACUUCGAUGAAGUGACACUUGCGGUGGAACAGAUUUCAGACAAAAUUUCCGCGGAUCUAGAGAUUGGAAUCUUCAUAGCUCAUGACCAAGAUGGUUUCAAUGGGCGAUGCACGGUUGCUCUAACACUUGACGCGCUCUCUGACACCGAAGAAGAAGCUCAUCAAGCCCUUGAGCUAGUGCAUCAACUUCCCGUCGUACAGAAUAAGUCAAUUAAAUCUUAUCCUUACAUCUCCUGUACGCUCAAGGAAAUGCUUCAGCGAUUUGACGAUAUUCUCGACAACAAAGGACGCCGCUAUGAGACCAACAACAUGUGGACAGAUGCCCCGGUGAAAAACUUGUUGGGGUCUAUGAACGAAAUCAUCGAUCAUCUUCCACCAGCUCCAUCUCAUUUGUAUCUUCUUUGGUGGCUCCCUGUCCGUGAUCGACCUGAUAUGGCUUUUUCAAUGGAGGCCCAAUUAUACGUGGCCCUCUACGCGAUUUCGACCGAUCCUAAAUCCGAUGCGCCCAACUCCAAAUAUGUUGUGAACUCUUUAACCAACAUGGAACCUUUCCGCAAGGGCAUCCAACUGGCAGAUGAGAACUUGCCGGCUCAUCCGGGAAAGUUCAUGCGGACACAGAACUAUGCACGACUGGAAAAGCUGCGACAGAAAUAUGAUCCGGAGGGUCGCUUCUAUAGCUAUAUGCGUAUCCCAGCGGAAUUUAUGACAACACUUGCCUCACUUUGA
This is a messenger RNA of Penicillium odoratum, 1371 nucleotides long. RefSeq names its product FAD-binding oxidoreductase. NCBI's taxonomy places the organism in Eukaryota, Fungi, Ascomycota, Eurotiomycetes, Eurotiales, Aspergillaceae. Gene Ontology annotation, molecular function: oxidoreductase activity; FAD binding. Bases 1 to 1371 code for a protein of 456 amino acids. The transcript has a single exon. The record is from RefSeq and is a predicted model, not a curated record.